Molecule: messenger RNA, 1020 nt
Organism: Torulaspora delbrueckii
Lineage: Eukaryota; Fungi; Ascomycota; Saccharomycetes; Saccharomycetales; Saccharomycetaceae
Gene: ATS1
Product: Ats1p
Exons: 1
Coding region: 1-1020 (339 amino acids)
Cellular component (GO): cytoplasm
Molecular function (GO): guanyl-nucleotide exchange factor activity
Source: RefSeq, a predicted model, not a curated record
AUGGUCGGUACCAACUUAGGCCUGCCUCAUUGUGAAGACGUUAUAGUUCCACAGGAGACUCUUGUUUUGGAAAAGGGUCAAUGUGUGAGUAGGAUCGCGUGUGGAGGGAACCAUACCGUGCUUUUGCUGGACGAUGGCACGGCAUUGGCAUGUGGUGAUAGUAAGCAGGGUCAACUUGGUGGUUUGGAGCAGUGGGAAGGCUGGAAAGUUCUUCUAGGAGGUGUGAAAGACGUUACGUGCGGCUGGGAGUUCACUGUAGUGAUUAAUGAGCAGAAUGAGCUACUAAGUCGUGGUACGGGCCCUAAAGGAGAGUUAGGAUUGGGAUCUAUGAGAAGAGCGGAGGAAUUUACAAAGAUAAUGGAUGUAAACAUGGGAUCCCGGGUAUUUGCAUCUUUGCAGAACUGCACAGUAGUGGUACCAACUCGUGAAGGGGGCUCCAAGGUUUAUGGAUGGGGUAGUAAUACCAAAUGUCAGCUACUAGAACCCAAGAGCCGUAUUGUGGACAGACCAGUCCUAAUAUAUGAAAGUACGGAAACCAUAAUCGAGUACCCAGCUCUUGGGAGAGAUUUUAUCGUCUUAGUCGAUACACACGGUCGUAUAGCAUACGCUAGUGGGUCACUGCCACUCGGGUUCUCUACACAGGACUGGUCUUCCCACUCUGGUCUACAAGUUCACUGCAUGUGGACCUCAAUCCACAUUUGGUCAUCGAAGCCGGGAAUAUAUUCCUACGGGAACGGGAAUCACGGCCAACUGUUUCGACAAGAGGAGUGGUGCCCCGCCAGCGAGAUCUCACAGGUCGCUGCGGGAAGCGAACACGGCGUCCUGCUCAAGCACAACAACCAAGUCGCCUGCUGGGGAUGGGGAGAACAUGGGAAUUGCGGAAGACUAUACAAGGACAAAGAUUCCAUCUUUAACGAUUACUCGAACGUCAUAAGCCCAUUAUGCGACGUAUUUCAAGCACGAGAACCUUGCGACCUGUUUGCAGGCUGCGCGACCACUUGGAUCGUAACAAAAUGUUAA